Populus nigra (black poplar) is the source of this 3094-nucleotide messenger RNA. RefSeq names its product probable LRR receptor-like serine/threonine-protein kinase At1g56140. The transcript is spliced from 23 exons. Gene Ontology annotation, molecular function: protein binding. NCBI's taxonomy places the organism in Eukaryota, Viridiplantae, Streptophyta, Magnoliopsida, Malpighiales, Salicaceae. The record is from RefSeq and is a predicted model, not a curated record. The coding region runs from base 145 to 2835 and encodes 896 amino acids.
AUACAUGUUUCACACUUUCAAGCAAGAAGUAUCCAUCAGCCAACUCACCCCGUUUCUUGCUUCAUCUGUUCAUAUUUUAUUACUACUACCUUAAAGCAUUUUGUGCUACCUUGCUUGCUUGUUAAUCAAUAUCUAGAGGGUAUCAUGGAGCUUCAACUAGGUCUUUCCCUUCCAACCUACAAUUUUAUUGAAAACUUUGACCUGAACAAUGGUGGGUUUGAGCCCAAAGAUCAGAUGCUUGGUUCGAAACCAUGGAUCAGCUGUGAAGAUGGUAAUUACUUGGACAACAAACGUAGCUUUGAAGUAGCCUUUGAAAAGAAUAUCAAAGAUGCAUCUCAAGAAUUGCCUUUACUUUUAUGGAGUGGCCAACCAAAUGAUGAAGAUGAUUGGAAUGGAGAGAAGAAAAUCUCUCGUAGCAUUAACAAGGAUGAUGAAGAGGAAAAUCAAGUUGUGGGGUGGCCACCUAUUAAGUCAUGGAGGAAGAAGGUGCUUCAUCACCAGCAUCAAGCUGGUCAUGUUGUGAAUAGUACUAGAAUGGCAACAGCUGGGAAUAAUGAAUAUGGUACUGGAUCAAACUCCAAGUAUGUCAAGGUGAAGAUGGAAGGAGUAGCAAUAACAAGAAAGAUUGAUUUAAGGCUCUACAACUCUUAUCAGACACUCACAAAAUCCUUGAUCAGCAUGUUUGCUAAAUGCAAAAACCUUGAAAAAGAUGCUGCACGUUACAGUCUGACAUACCAAGACAAAGAUGGGGACUGGCUAGUUGCAGGAGAUGUUCCAUGGCAGACUUUCAUGGAGUCUGUGCAGCGUUUGAAGAUAGUAAGGAAUGCUGUUUUGCAGCCAGCUAGUCCCUCUCUCACUCUCCCUUCCUGUGUGUGCUUUGUAAUGGGGGUCUUGAGCUUCUUUUUCUUUGUUUUUUUGGUGUCUCAGGUUGGUUUUGGACAGCAAACUACUGAUCCUAAAGAAGUGGAUGCUCUAAACAAAUUGAUAGAUUACUGGAAUUUGAGAGACAGGUUGAAUAUUACUGAUGACCCCUGCAUCCAGAAUGCAACAUGGGCUAAUGAAAUAGCAAAUCCUAGAGUUGCUUGUGAUUGCAGCGGCAACACCUGCCAUAUCACUCACCUGAAGAUUUAUGCUUUAGACAUUUCUGGUGAGAUACCAAGUGAACUGUUUGUCCUUAAGGAGCUGAUGGACUUGAAUCUUGGUCAAAAUGUACUAAAUGGUUCCAUCCCAGCAGAAAUCGAACAGCUGUCGAAUAUGCAAUACCUUAGCCUCGGCAUCAACAACUUCACGGGUCCAGUGCCUCAAGAACUUGGAAAUCUAACCAAGUUGAUUAUCCUAAGUUUUAGCUCGAACAAUUUCGUUGGACCACUGCCUACAUCCCUUGGAAAGUUGACCUCCUUGCAGGAGCUGUAUAUUGAUAGCAGUGGAGUCAGUGGACCGAUCCCGCAAGAAUUUGCAAAUCUGAAAUCUCUUCAAAUUCUCUGGGCAUCUGAUAACCAGUUCACCGGAAAGCUUCCAGACUUCUUUGGAACUCUGACAGAACUCAGGACCCUGCGGCUUCAAGGGACAUUGCUUGAAGGUCCAAUUCCAAACAGUUUUAGUGCUCUAAACAAGCUGGAAGACCUGAGAAUCGGCGAUCUUAGCGGUGAAGAUUCUUCCCUUGAGUUCUUGCAAAACCAAAAAACUUUGUCUAUAUUGAUCUUGAGAAACUGUCUACUGUCAGGAAAAAUUCCAGACCAACUGGGGGAAUUUUCUAAGUUGCAAGAACUGGAUUUGAGUUUCAACAAAUUAACAGGUCAAAUUCCAGAAUCAUUUCAAGAUUUAGUUUCGUUACAGUAUCUGUAUCUUGGAAGCAACAACUUGAAUGGACAGCUCCCUGCAAAUAUCCUAGGUCCAAAUAUAAUUGCAAUAGAUGUCUCAUUCAAUCCCCUUUCUGGAAGUUUGCCACAAAACUUUGCCAAGGCUGGAUUAUCGAUGAAUGUUGUCGGAACUUCCAUUGAUGCAAACAAUUUACAGGACAAGAAGGCUUCUGGGAUGUUGCAGUGCCUCCAAGCUGAUUUCAAGUGCAGCAACAAAGUUCCAUCAAAAUCAUUUUCUGUCAAAUGUGGAGGCACAGGCCAAACGUCUGCAUCUGGGGUUGAAUAUGAAGGUGAUUUUGAGUCAAUGGGAUCUGCUUCACUAUACACAAGCUCAGAAAAUCUAUGGGCGGUAAGCAAUACUGGAAAUUUCAUUUCGAACCCAAACGGACCCCAAUACAUAGCACAGACAGGCUCUCAGAUCACAGGAACUUUGGACUCUGAGCUAUAUAAGACAGCAAGGAUUUCGCCGAGCUCGUUGAGGUACUAUGGCCUUGGUCUAAAGAAUGGCAUAUACAGUGUUGAGCUUCACUUUGCAGAGAUAGGAAUGGUUGACUCUCACUCUUGGAAAGGUCUCGGAAGGCGCAUAUUCGACGUUUACAUUCAGGGAGAGAGAGUUCUCAAGGACUUCAACAUAAAAGAAGCAGCUGGUGGAUCCAAGAAAGCCUUGAUUAAAGCAUUUGAAGCAAACGUGACAAACACAAUCAUGGACAUUCACUUCUUUUGGGCUGGUAAAGGCACUUGCUGCAUUCCAUAUCAAUCCACAUAUGGACCUUUAGUAUCAGCCAUUCAUGUUUCUCGAGCAUCUGAUGCUGCCGGCUCUUCCAAAAGGGACAAGAAACGUAUAGGAAAACUCAUCGGGAUAUCAGUGGCAUGCGUAGCUGGGCUUGUGAUCAUCUCUUCUGUAUUUUAUCUAUGGUGGAUAAAGGAGGAUUCACCUAAGCACAAGAGAAUUUACACAGAUUCACCCAGGAAAUGAUCAAUGCCAGGAACUUGAGCCCUAAAAGGAUCCUGCAAAGGACCAUGUGGAUAAUCAAUUUUCAGGCAAGAAUGCCUUAAGCAAUAUAAUCGUGAAACAAUGUAUCACCAGUAUAUGCUAUGUAUUUCAGGCCAGGUUUUUACUUUGCUUUACAAGAAUCCUAAUCAACGUGAAGGUUAGGGUACCAGUUUCCAUGCUUCCUUGUUAGAUUUAUGUACUAGAACUGUAUAUAGUCAAUAAAGUUGGUUGAGUGCAAUCA